Messenger RNA from Plutella xylostella (diamondback moth), 1952 nucleotides. RefSeq names its product RAS oncogene family member Rab19 (gene Rab19). Lineage: Eukaryota; Metazoa; Arthropoda; Insecta; Lepidoptera; Plutellidae. Gene Ontology annotation, molecular function: GTP binding; GTPase activity. The record is from RefSeq and is a predicted model, not a curated record.
UCCAGUCAUUAGAAAUGGCAAUGUAAACAGUAAAAAAUAUAAUAAAAACGCACUUUUUCUAAAUUAAACAAGAAAAUAAUGAGUUCGCGUAAUCCAACUACUCUUAUGAGCGUUCCCGAUGAACAAUUUGAUUAUCUUUUUAAAAUAGUUCUUAUAGGUGACUGUGGUACUGGCAAAACAUGCAUAGUUCAGCGACUGAAAUCGGGAAAUUUUAUAGAACGACACGGAAAUACAAUAGGCGUCGACUUUUCAAUGAAAACUCUCAUAGUAGAUGGGAAAAAGGUCAAGUUGCAGAUAUGGGAUACGGCGGGGCAAGAGCGUUUCCGAACAAUUACUCAGAGCUACUAUCGAUCGGCUAAUGGUGUCAUUAUCGUAUAUGACAUAACUAAGCGAUCUACAUUUCUGUCGCUACAGAAGUGGAUAGAAGAGGUGAGACGGUAUACAUCGUCCAAUGUGAUAGUCUCACUGAUCGGAAACAAAUCUGACCUCACCGACCAAAGAGAAGUAGAAACUGAAGAACCUCUUUCAUUUUGCCGCUAUGUUCCUGAAAUAAUGUUUGUCAUGGAAACAUCUGCUAAAGAUAACACAAACGUCGAAGACACAUUUCGAAACUUAGCAACUGAGCUAAAGAGACAGCAUGAUAACAAUGAGGGUCCACCAGCAGACUCGGACUCCAUUACGUUAGGCGAAGGCCACUCCAUCACCACUGGCUGUCAUCCAUGUAGGUCUUCUUAGAAAUAUUUCAAACAUGGCAUAUGGUAAAAAAAGCUAUGAAUAAUAAGAUAAAUCCACAAUCUCAUGCAUCUUGCUCGUGUUGAUGGUCACUAAAAGGUUAACCCGUUUCAGAAUGAGUAGAAAAUAAUUUAUUUGUGGGAUAAAAAUUACUUUGUCACUGUCUAACACAUAAUAUCUGAGAGUAAUUGCUAGAAUUUAUCCCACAAAUAAGUUUGAUAAAUAGGUGAUAUUUAUUUGUUCACAUUUUUUGUGAUCAAAAAUUAAUCCUUGCAUCGUUUUUAUUUACAAGUUUCUGGUCCUUGCCACACAUAGGUAAACAUGUAAUCAAUUAUUUAUGUUUAGUACCUAAAUAGGUAUUUAUAUAAAAUUUACGAAAAAAUCUCAUAAAGAAUCUUCAGGUCAUUACUAUUAUAAUGUGCCUUUUACGUAAUUUAUUGAAUCAAAAACUAUCAUGAAUUUAAGUACCAACAGGUACUUGAUUAUGUAUUCAAGUUAUUUUCGUGAACCAACUCCAGUUAAUGCUAUUAAACUUUAUUAAAGGAUAAAACAUACUUAUUGUAUUUACAAUACGAAAUUGUCAAAAUGAUCUGAUGGUAAUUGGUAGAUAAUCAAAGACCAAUUUACAAAGUUUUGAUAUUAUCUUUAUAGCAUUUAACAAGAAAUCAUGUUUUCAUAAUUUGGUGCUAGAAUUACCUGAUUUAUUAUGACAUUAUAGUACAAGCAAAUAUAUUGGGUAUCAUUUUAAUAUUGAACAUUGACAUUGCCAGAAGCUGAUCGAAAAAGCAUUAUUAUGAAAAAGAAACUACAAUGUACCUAUCUUAAUAUAUUUGCUAUGCUGUAAUUAAUUAUACCAGUGCUAUUAUUGUCACAGUGUCCCACCCCACCCUUAUUGUAAAAACUUACAUGAAUCUAUGAAUAAUUAUCAAUCAUUUUUAUUUCGAUCUAGACUUAAAUACGCCAUAUUUCUGUAAAGUAUUAGUAUGUUAUACUUUCGUAAUUUUAAUUGAAAUCAGAGAUUAAAAAUAUUAUUUAUUUAUGAGGUCAUUCACUAACUAUAUAAGUCUCAAUUAUAUUUAAAAUUCAAAAUACCUUCAGAAUGAAAUAUGUACAGAGGCCUGCACAUAAACUUAGCUCCUCUUAAGGCCCCAUUACACAAUGGCUCAUGCUGCCCCACUACAGGCCAUUGUGUACUGGAACCUUUAGAGGGACAAGCAUUA